Henningerozyma blattae CBS 6284 is the source of this 885-nucleotide messenger RNA. It is a transcript of the gene SPS19, whose product is annotated as 2,4-dienoyl-CoA reductase (NADPH). Bases 1 to 885 code for a protein of 294 amino acids. Gene Ontology annotation, biological process: fatty acid catabolic process. Gene Ontology annotation, molecular function: 2,4-dienoyl-CoA reductase (NADPH) activity. NCBI's taxonomy places the organism in Eukaryota, Fungi, Ascomycota, Saccharomycetes, Saccharomycetales, Saccharomycetaceae. The record is from RefSeq and is a predicted model, not a curated record. The transcript has a single exon.
AUGCCAAACACAAUCACUACAGAUUACCUAAACACGACAUCUUUCAAACCAAAUCUAUUUCAGGACAAAGUUGUUUUAGUUACAGGUGGUGCUGGUACAAUAUGCCGAGUACAAACAGAAGCAAUGGUAAUAUUAGGUUGUAAAGCUGCUAUUAUGGGACGUGAUGUUGAAAAAACCGAUGAAAUUGCCAAGGAAAUCGGUCUUUUAUAUCCAGACCAAGGUUUUUCUGAUCCAGUUAUUGGGCUGGGUGGGAUAGAUGUUAGAAAAGUUGAUAAAAUAAAAGAAGGGGUUUCAAAAUGCAUUAAACAUUUUGGGAGAUUGGAUUUUUUGAUUUGUGGAGCUGCCGGAAAUUUCAUUUGUUCUGUACCACAUCUAUCACCAAACGCAUUCAAUUCUGUCAUAUCAAUUGAUUUGAUUGGAAGUUUUAACACUGUAAAGGCCUGUUUACCAUAUUUGAAACAGUCAAAGGGUUCAAUCCUUUUUGUUUCUGCAACUUUACAUUUCCAAGGGACUCCUUUCCAGUCUCAUGUAGGAGCUGCUAAAGCUGGGAUUGAUGCACUUUCAAAUUCAUUGGCAGUUGAAUUAGGCCCUUGGGGAAUAAAAUCAAAUUGUCUUGCUCCAGGCGCAAUUGGUAAUACCGAAGGCUUCAAAAGGUUGAUGAAACCUGAAUAUUUGGCAAAUGCUUCUGAACGUGUACCUCUACAACGAUUAGGAACUACAAGGGACAUAGCUGAUACAACAGUUUAUAUAUUCUCGCCUGAAGCAAGCUACAUUUCAGGAACAGUAAUUACUGUUGAUGGAGGUUUAAGACAUAUUGGGAAUAUCUUUAACGGCGAGAUGUACCCAAAAGAAUUAAUCAAAGAUAUUAAUAGAGCAAAAUUGUAA